CUUUUGUUCAUUGUGUUGUAGAGGCAGACAGAAUUGUUCAUUUCUUUGAAAUUUAUCAAUGUGUCAAUUAAAAUUAGUUGAUCGUUAAUAUUUUUGGAAGUUUUUUUUUAAUUUCCAUGAUAUUAUUUUGAAAUCUUUAAUUUGUAAAUCUUGUUUAAAAAUGUGUAAAUGCUGCAUUUCUCAGUUCCUAUGUUGUUGUGGACCAGAGUCAUGUGGUUUGUGCUGUUCAUUCUUGCCAUCCAUCAAGCAAUCGACCAGCACGAGACUCAUGUAUGCAUUCUUCCUUCUCAUGGCUACCAUCCUGUCUUGUCUCAUGCUGACUAAUGAAGCCCAGAUGUUCAUUACUUCCAAUAUUCAACAUUUCAACUACACAUGCACUUUCCUGAAUGCUGGUCAUGAAUGUGACAAGUUGGUUGGUUACCUGGCUGUCUACAGGAUUGCAUUUGCCAUGGUUGCUUUCCAUGCUUUCAUGUUGCUUGCUACAUGCUUUAUUUAUGAUAGCAAUAACUUCAGGGCCAAUUUGCAUAAUGGGUUUUGGGGCAUGAAGGUAGUUGUACUCAUUGCCGUCUGCUUGGCUACAUUUUUUAUCCCUAGAGAUGAACUCUUUAGCACUGUUUGGAUGUACAUAGGCAUGGUUGGUGGGACUUUGUUCAUCAUAUUUCAGCUCAUGUUGCUUGUUGAUUUCGCCUAUAGAUGGCAUUGCAGAUGGAAUCAUUAUGCAAGAGGAACAGAGAAGCAUGGACCAAACAAAAGAUGGCUUUGUGCUUUGUAUUUCUUUGGAACACUGUUUCUUGUGCUGAUGUGUUCAUCCUGUGUUCUCUUGUUCGUUUUCUACACGAGACAUGAAGAGUGCCUCGAGAACAAAGUCUUCAUCCUGCUCAACUCAUCUCUUUGCCUUCUUAUGUGCGUUGUCUCCAUGCUUUCUUGCACUAAGAAAGUGAACUGCAAUUCAGGAUUGUUGCAAGCAGCAAUUAUAGGCCUCUAUGUCAUGUACCUUACCUGGCUUGCUCUUGCUAGCGAACCUGCCAAGCAGUUGUACGAUCCGGAGACUGAUUCAUUUUUCAUUUCAUUCUGGAGGAAAGCAUCAGGCUUUGUUGGUGCUGCAUUCAUGUUUCUCAUGGCAAUCUAUGGAAGUUUGAUGUUGUCAAAGAAAUCUGACAGGCUGGGUGUUGUCGUGUCAAAUGACUCUGUUAAGAACCAAACCACACCAUGCAGCUUUUGUCUUUUUAAUCUUUCUCAGUCUAAUUUUAAUCACCCGGAAAACAGAGGUGGACAGAAGGUGUUGUAUGAUGAGUUUGAGAGAGUUCUUUACAGCUAUUCAUUCUUCCAUUUCAUUUACAUCCUCGCCACAUUGUACAUCAUGAUGCAGCUGACCAUGUGGAACAAUCCCAAAGAAUCAGUAUUGAACACGUUUGGAUUGAACUGGACCUCCGUUUGGAUCAAAAUGGCCACGAGUUGGGUCUGUGUCCUUAUUUUUCUCUGGACAGUAUUCUUUCCAACAUGUGUUCCAGGUAGGAAGUACAUUUACGAACAGCAUGCAGACUGCCACACAAAGCAAAGACCUAAAAAGGGCACACUAGUAUAAAGCACCAAAGCAAGGAAGUAUUAUUAAUGUUGCUAUUUGUCAUGACUUAUGUUUCAGUUAGGAAAGAAUAUUUAAUUUUUAUUUAAUGUAUUUAACAUCAUGCAUCCUGUUUGCUUUGUAGUCAUUUAAUUUGUUCUAUUUUUAACAUGUUAUUUCGUUUCAUUUUUUAAUGCGACCACUUUUGAGAUGAUUUUUUUAUUGCACAAAAAUCAAAUUGUUCAUUCAGUUGAAAAAGAGCUAAACGUUAUUUCGUUUUAAUGUCUAAUAAUUUUAUGGAUCAUACAUUUUAUUCCUUACGAACAAUGCUGUUAUGUUUGCUGCUAUUGUUAUAUUUUCUGUUUUUCUUACUCAGUUUAAAUGCUUAAUAACAUUCUUCUGCUUGCUCCGCCUCUGAUUUAGACCUUUUCUAUCUUACAAUCCUAUGCAAUUUUUCCAAAAUGUUUACCACUAAUGAUGAAAUUGAAGACCUGCCUAUCUACCUCAACCCAACACUUAUCUAUCUUGUUGAGAACCUAUGAUACUUGGCCACGCAUCCCUUAUUACUUAACAGUUGUAUAUCACAAUGAUGUUUCUCCGUGUAUACUAUUUAAUGAAUUCAACUUUUUUUACUGUAAUUUUAUAAACUUUUUUUCGACAAUCCUGUUGUGAGUUUUCAUGUUUAUUGAAACUAAUACAAAAAUAUUACCAUACAUGCUACUAUUGUUAAAACUAUUUUCGUGAAUAUUAUAGAUAAAUAUAUACAUAUAAUUUUACUGUCCUUGAACGAUCAUUGAGAAUAGAAAUGGAAAGUAGAAUUAAAAUCUUUACAACUUUCAAAACAUUUGAUGCAGAGAAUGUCAACUAGCUAAUUAUUAAUAAUUAAAAAAUUCAAAUUGACGGAAUCAAAAUAAUACCAUGAAGGCACGCAUCCUAAAUAAAAGUGAUUGACAGGUUGUGCUAUUAGUUCGAUUUGCAGUAUUUUUUAGUAUUUAUCCUUCACUAAUCAUUCAAAUUAAAUACAUAAAUCGGGGGUGCGCAAACUUUUUGCUGUGAGGGCCGCAUUGAGAACUAUUUUACCUUUGAAGGGCCACAUGCACUUGGAAUAGCAAAUUUUUUCGACCCGGGAAAAGGAGAAUUUUUGUGGCUUCUUUUUUGGUCACGUCUGGCUGACGACCUUUUUUGGCCUCGUGUGGUCCCGCAUGAAAUAGUUUCACAGUGGACUGUAGUUUGCCCACCAUUGACAUAAAUAAAUAAAUGACCAUUCAUUCACGUAAAAUCCCAAUUUUACAUUUAACAUUAAUGGGGUUUGUUAAAAUUACAUACAUAAAUUUGUAGUCUUUAUCAUUUGCCAUGUUUAUGCAGUUACAUACUUAGAUAGAAUAUGACAUACUCAACAUACACACAUAAGACAUGAAAAUAUUUUGGAUUUAAUAGAAUAUCUAAUUAGAACAUUUUAAAAUCUCGGAAUUUGAUCAAGUGAGAGAAUUAUAAAAAAAUUAAUUUACUUUAUAACUAAAGGUGAUCAGUUAAAAUUAUUUAAUUUUUUAAAAUGUUUCAUAUGGAAUUCAAUGCUGCAAUUAUAGAUGGUGACUGAUUACCAUUAAAAAACAUUUAGAAUGGUCUGUAAGGUACAUCCCUAUUCUUGCGCUUCUGAACAAACUUGCAGCCAAGGAAUAUCAUCACACAAAUUGAUAACCCAAGUACGAUUCCACCAAAAAACGAC
This is a messenger RNA of Helobdella robusta, 3287 nucleotides long. RefSeq lists its product as hypothetical. The record is from RefSeq and is a predicted model, not a curated record. Lineage: Eukaryota; Metazoa; Annelida; Clitellata; Rhynchobdellida; Glossiphoniidae. The coding region runs from base 161 to 1585 and encodes 474 amino acids. Gene Ontology annotation, cellular component: membrane. The transcript is spliced from 13 exons.